AUGGUUGAAGAUCCCAAAGAAUUAUGGGAUUGCCUUAAUGAAAGAUUUGGAUACCACAAAAGGGUGCUCCUUCCCAAGGCAUUAUUUGACUGGACAAAUUUACGGUUCCAGGAUUUCAAAUCUGUAAUUGAUUACAAUUCAACCAUACAUGAAAUAGUAUCUAUAUUGAGAUAUUGUGAUCAUCUAGUCACCGAUGAACAGAUGAUUGAAAAAACACUCACUACCUUUCAUGCAAGCAACAUACUGUUGCAAGAACAAUAUCGUGAAAGAGGUUUCAAAAGGUUUAAUGAAUUAAUGAGUGUAUUGCUUGUUGCGGAACAAAAUAGUGAUCUUUUGUUGAAAAAUCAUAAUCUUAGACUAACAGGGUCUUUGGCCACUCAUCAUGAGGCAAAUGCAACAAGUUCUUAUCCACCCGAGGCAAAUGCUACACGAAGAGGUGGACGUGGAUAUUACAAUGGCCGUGGAAAUUAUCGCGGACGAGGCUGA
Messenger RNA from Chenopodium quinoa (quinoa), 486 nucleotides. RefSeq lists its product as uncharacterized. Bases 1 to 486 code for a protein of 161 amino acids. NCBI's taxonomy places the organism in Eukaryota, Viridiplantae, Streptophyta, Magnoliopsida, Caryophyllales, Amaranthaceae. The transcript has a single exon. The record is from RefSeq and is a predicted model, not a curated record.